GGGCAGUCCGUUUCCACACACGCCGUGUGUAGUCGGUGUGUUUAUCUCGCGCCGUGUGUUAAGUGUGUAACGCGAAGUGCACACGUCGUUGCGCGCCCGAUCCCGUGGCCUAUAAAUAUUCAGCAGCAGUAUUCCGUGGUCGUCCGUGUGUACUCGUUCGUUGCACAUUUGUACAUCAUUCCGUUCGCCGUGGUUUUGCGCUUUUAUUGAACGUGUGCAUUGUUUGUAUAUCUUGUAAUUUCGUACGCGCGGGACGUGCAAGGCGACGAAAGGUAGAAGAAAAAAAACCGGUCGAUCCGCGACCGCAAUCGAACGUGUGUGUACGUGCACUGGUAUUAUGAAAUAGACGAGGGUACGCGUGCUCGGGUGUUGUACGUUUACGGAGAGCGGUACAUAACUUAAUAUUAUAUUAUAAACGUUGCGGCCGGGACAGCCCCACGCGCGUACUGGUACUGCGACGUUGUUACUGCAGCGGUACCGCACACGUUGCACACGGACGCGCGCGCGUGCGCGUCGUAAUUCACGCCGUCCGGUGUUUCUGUUCGCGAUGAUGGACGACGACGACGACUACAGUAAAACGUGCGGUCCCGUGAUGGACCGGCGGAACCCGGUAAACCUGGACGAGCUGUUCGUGCCGCUCAGCGUCAAGUCCAAAGAGUGCGACAACCUUGUGGCCGUGGCCGAGGAGGAGUCCUCAGCCGAAGACGACGAGCCUGCAGAAACCGCCGCGGCGGCCGACCCUGUAGUCGCCAAAGCUACUAGCCUAGUGAACGACAUCAACUCAAGGUUUUCCAACGAUUACACGCAGACCGUCGGACCAUACUUGGACAUGGCCGACCCUUCGCGCAAGGUCAGCGUCCGCGACUUGUUCAAACCGCUUGACUGCAAGUCAAAAGAAAUGCAAGACUUGACAGAAGAACACUCUUCUGACGAGGAAGACGGCAAGGGUGGUGACGGCGGUGGUGACGUUCAUCAUUCGACUGGUGCCGAGUACGACACGCAGCAGCCACCGCAACAGACUCAAACAUGUGGCCCAGUGAUCAUUGACAGCGGCAACCAGCCGGCCAAACAGCAAUUGGAACGGAUUUUUGAUCGAAAUCCGCAUGAGGGUGCCGAUGAUGGUGAAAAGGAACUGCAAGAGCAGAAACAGGAGCUACUGGAUAGCGAUGAUAAGACGUCUUCACCCGAAGAUGAUAAUGGAGGUCCACAGCGAUUGCCCGCGGACCCAAAUCACGGUGUAUUAACUACUAAGGACGGUACGCCAUUGAUCCGGUUGCGGAGUAAAAAGUCAAUUAUGGAAUCGAGAUUCAAAUUAACUAUGCGCACGUGGGACGACGUAUGGAAGUCGACGGCUUGGGCGAAGUUUGCGCCUGAAAAGCUAAAGCAGACCUUGCAGAGAUCGACUAGGAAUCAGGGUGAACUGAAAGCUAGUAGCAAAGGGACCGCAGUGGUAGGGGCAGAUUUGGGAAUGACAGGAAAAACGGGUGAAGGCGAGACUUCGAAAACGACUCCGGUGCUGGUGAAGAAAAGCCGAUUCAGAGUGACGCCACAUGUGCAGAUCGACGACCAGCCGCUGGUGACUGUGACUGCGCCGCCGCCCAAGCGUUCGACGCCAAAACCACCCCUGUCUUCGUCGAGCGGCAGCAGCGACACAGACAGCGAUCGGCUGCCGGCGGGUCUGCCGAUGAUCGAAAGCAACCUGAACGAGCUGACAAUGGUGGAGUCCGAGCUGAAGAAGUUGGAACGUGAACACGCCGCCAAGCAUCAGCUGCUGACCCCCAAAAGUGACGGCGGUUCAACGGAGCAAAAUUCGACCGCGGAUGACGGUGGGGUAGCUGGCGACGGUCGGAAACAGCAGCACCAGCUGCAACAACGCAGCGGCGUUGUUGGUGACAGGAAGAAGGGCAAAGUUUCUAGCCCGAAGGUCGGUUCUAGGGCUGCGGAAACACACUCCAAACGGUUGGGCUGGCUAAAAGCGUUCCGCAGAAAAUCGUCCGCAGACACUAGUUCGGAGACGACAGCGACACCCGCCUCGACAGCCGUUCAACCCGCGGCCUCUACCAAGUCGACGAAACAUAAGCAACACUCCGCCGCCAAAUCGUCGACCGGUGUUAAGCCGUCGUCGCCUAGACAUCAGAAACAACGGACCUCCGCUAGACCAAGGCAACAGCAACAUCAUCAUACCCGGACGUCGGCGGUGUCUGCUACCGCGACAAUUCCACCGGGUAGUGAUGCAGCGACCAAUAAUAGUUCUACUGGAGGAGGGGGCAGUAGUGCUUCUGCGGUAACAAGUACACGUGGAUCGUCCCGCAGUCGAUCAUCCGAAGAGCCACAUAUCGGCAAGUACAAACUGCUCAAAACUAUUGGCAAAGGCAAUUUUGCCAAAGUCAAAUUAGCCAAACAUGUACCUACCGGGAAAGAGGUCGCGAUUAAAAUUAUUGAUAAAACACAAUUGUUACCCGGAAGUUUACAAAAACUUUUUAGAGAAGUUAGAAUAAUGAAAAUGUUGGACCAUCCAAAUAUAGUUAAAUUACUUCAAGUUAUAGAAACAGAAAAAACACUUUAUUUAGUAAUGGAAUAUGCUAGUGGAGGUGAAGUGUUUGACUAUUUGGUACUGCAUGGACGCAUGAGAGAAAAAGAAGCAAGAGCCAAAUUUAGACAAAUUGUUUCAGCAGUUCAAUACUGCCAUCAAAAAAGAAUCAUACACAGAGACUUAAAGGCUGAAAAUUUAUUAUUGGAUAGUGAAAUGAACAUUAAAAUAGCAGAUUUUGGUUUUAGUAACGAAUUCACUCCGGGUGGUAAACUUUACACGUUUUGUGGUAGUCCUCCAUAUGCAGCGCCUGAAUUAUUCCAAGGGAAGCGUUAUGAUGGACCAGAAGUAGAUGUUUGGUCAUUAGGAGUUAUUUUGUAUACUUUGGUUAGCGGUUCUUUGCCUUUCGAUGGUUCUACUUUGAGAGAACUGAGGGAAAGAGUAUUACGUGGCAAAUAUAGAAUACCAUUUUACAUGUCUACAGACUGUGAAAACUUAUUAAAAAAAUUCCUCGUUUUAAAUCCACUUAAAAGAGCGUCAUUAGAGGUUAUUAUGAAAGACAAAUGGAUGAAUUUGGGUUGCGAAGAUGAUGAAUUAAAACCUUAUGUAGAACCAGAACAAGAUUUCAAAGAACCUAAACGAAUAGUUUGUCGUGUUACAGAAAUAUUAGUUGGUAUGGGUUAUAGUCGUGCAGAAAUAGAAGAAAGUUUAUCUCAAGCCAAAUAUGAUGACAUAUUUGCCACUUAUUUAUUACUAGGAAGAAAAAAUAAUGAUCCUGAAAGUGAUGGUUCUCGAUCUGGUAGUUCAUUAUCCCUUAGAGGAAUCACUGGACCUAAUCCUAGUGUAAAUAAUACCAACAAUGCUGUGGCUGUGAAUAAUACAAAUCAAUCUCCAUCCCAUCGGGGUGUGCACAGAUCGAUAUCUGCUACCAAUUCCAAACCUAACAGAAGAGCUUCAUCUGGUGGUGAGACUUCUGCAUUAACCCCAAAUCAUCCAAAUUCAAGUAAUGUUACUGCUAAUAAUAGUACGUCAAACAAUCAACAGUCAACACAUAACUCUACAAAUAAAACAAGUACUACUAAUUCGACCAAUCACAAUCACAAUGUGGCCAUUCCAAGCACAAAUUUCAAACGUCAAAAUACUAUUGAUGCAGCUAGUAUAAAAGAAAAUACAGCCCGAUUAAACUCUAGACCUGAAAAUAUUAUAGGAACCAAACCACGGUCAAUGGCUCCAGGAGGAUCAGUAGGUAGAAGGAGUACAAUCAGUUAUGAUGCAAAAACAGCUGCAUCAACCCCACCUCCUGUGAUGGAUCCCGCAAGUGCGUUGGCUGUACCUAAUUCUGGUUCUGGAUGUGGAGAUAUACGAUCCAAAGGUCACGUCAAAUCUGCUUCUGUGUCUAGCACCACAGAACAUGCCACAGAACCUCCUGCCCACCCGAGGGUUGUAACAGUUUCACCAGCAUCACCAGCAGUCAAUAGUCGACAACCAUUCCCCAGGAAUGUGCCUAGUCGUCAGACUUUCCAUUCAGGUCAAAACCGACAUAGAGCAUAUGCUGGUGUUGGACCUACUAAUAAUACUGGCAGCCCACAUGAUCCAAAUGUACAAAGGCCAUCAUUCUUUUCUAAAAUAUCAUCCAAGUUUGUGAAACGGCCAAUGGAUCAAAAUCUGCCCAAAAAUAAUAUUGUUAGUAAUACAGUGAAUGACGAUCAAAUGAAACCCAGAUCGUUGAGAUUUACCUGGAGUAUGAAAACAACAUCAACAAGAGAUCCAAACGAAAUUAUGGCCGAAAUACGUGAGGUACUGGAUGCCAAUAACUGUGAUUAUGAGCAACGGGAGCGUUUCUUGUUACUGUGUGUGCACGGAGAUCCGAACACAGAUUCGCUGGUUCAGUGGGAAAUUGAAGUGUGCAAGCUGCCCAGAUUGUCACUAAAUGGCGUUCGUUUCAAGCGCAUAUCGGGAACGUCUAUAGGAUUCAAAAAUAUUGCUUCAAAAAUAGCCAACGAUUUAAAACUCUGACUACACACCGAAAACCUAUCGCUGAACGCAUAGGUUUUGUCUCUUAAUGCAUACACUUUUAUACACACUCACACACACACAAAUGUAUAUACAUAACGAGAAGUGAUUACGUAAUGUUGUUGCGGUAUUAUAAUGCCCGUCAGAUACCCAAUUAUAUGCAUAUUUAAAGGGUGAAAAAAAUCUUGAGAGGUACAAAAUGCAUUAACCUUGUAUAUCAGAGACAUUUUGUAAAUUUUAAUAAUAAUUUUGUUUUCGUUUUCGUAUUAUGAUUAUUAGUCAAUGAAUUGGAUUUAAU
Sipha flava (yellow sugarcane aphid) is the source of this 4841-nucleotide messenger RNA. Its product is annotated as serine/threonine-protein kinase MARK2-like. The record is from RefSeq and is a predicted model, not a curated record. NCBI's taxonomy places the organism in Eukaryota, Metazoa, Arthropoda, Insecta, Hemiptera, Aphididae. Gene Ontology annotation, biological process: protein phosphorylation; intracellular signal transduction; microtubule cytoskeleton organization. Gene Ontology annotation, cellular component: cytoplasm. Gene Ontology annotation, molecular function: protein serine/threonine kinase activity; tau-protein kinase activity; ATP binding. The transcript is spliced from 19 exons. Bases 548 to 4546 code for a protein of 1332 amino acids.